Molecule: messenger RNA, 893 nt
Organism: Brassica rapa (field mustard)
Lineage: Eukaryota; Viridiplantae; Streptophyta; Magnoliopsida; Brassicales; Brassicaceae
Product: protein AE7-like 2
Source: RefSeq, a predicted model, not a curated record
ACAAAUAAUAAAAAGAUGCUGACGAAGAGGCCCACACGGAGAAGGAAACGCAGAGGCCCACACGGAGAAGGCAUAAGUGAUGUGGAAAAAACAUUGAUUUUUAUUGGUUGAUUAUUUUAGCUGACGUGGAUGCGGUUAGAGGGCUUGAUACCUAAAUUAAAUUAUGGGCCGUGUCCAACCAUGCGUUGGCCUUAUGGGUUACUAAAGUUGGAAAUACGACGCCGUUCGCGUUAAACACGCGUAGGUCUCUAUCGGUAGAAUAAAAAAAAAUUUACGUUGCAUGACUACUAUAUAUAUGCAGACGUAACAUCUUGAGGGCUUCUAUGUUGAAGAGAGAAACAUGGAUUCCAGAUUGGUUAAUGAGAACCCAAUUGUUUACCCUAAGAAACAGCAGCUUGUUCGUGCUAAUCAGAGCAACACCGAUGAGUACUCAUCUACAAAUCAUAUAAGAGAUAUCAAAGAUCCAGAGCAUUCUGAGCUUACACUGGAGGACCUCCGUGUGAUUACAAAAGAAUCAGUUGAAGUUGAUGAUGCCAAGAGUUACGUUAGAGUUACGCUCACGCCAACUCUUCCACAUUGUCACGUCCCCCACCUUAUUGGCCUUUGUAUCUACGCAAAACUUCUUAAAAGCCUUCCUACUCGAUUCAAGGUCGAUGUUAGAGUGGCACCAGGGAGUCAUGCAACGGAGGCUGCAGUUAAUAAACAAUUAGGCGAUAAGGAGCGUAUAGCUGCAGCAAUUGAGAGUCCCUACUUUGUGGAUCUUUUCAACUAAUGCUUACAAAUAUGUGAUUUUGGAUCCAUCUAGUUUUGGCACAUCCGUUUAGGAUUUAAUCUUAUUUCAGUAUAUCUUUAUAUGAAUAUACCAUACUUCAGAACUAGAGCUUGUAAUCUUU